AUGGACGAAAAAGUAAUUGAAUCGAAACCGAAAAAGACGCAGAAAUUGAAGAAGAAAGGACAUAAAAAAAAGCAUGGCAAACAUCAUCAUACCCAUGAUGGAUUGAACGAAACUCGAAACGAUGAAAAGAAAAAAUGGCUUGGAAUAUGUGGUACCACUAAGAAACCAGUUAAAAAAGUGACUGAUCUUUUUGGUGAGCACAAGAAAGUUCAUAAGCACCAUAGAAAACAAAGAGCAAAUGAGGAUUAUGCGGCAGAGCCCGUCGAUACGGGUCUCAUCAACGAUGGACAACACAAGAAGCGAAAACAUAGGAAAACUUCAGAUGCUCAAAAAAAGACAAAUAACGGACGAAAUAAACAAGGGAAACGCGAUAAAGCUGAAAAGGAAGUAGCGGUACCAAGCAUAAAUGCUUUAAACAAGGCGAACAAGAAAAGUGAAACAGAAUUGAAUGAAGACAAGCGGCCAGCUGAAGCACCUGUUCCACCAGAAACUGCAGGUGAUAACGUCAAGAAUGAGGCAGGUGCCUUUGAAAAACCACAACUCACAGCCGGUUCAGCUCAAAACCAACAAUUGCCGGUAUCGCCAGCGACGGAUAUUACACCAACAGGAACACUUCUUGCGUCUUCGGUGCCAGCAGACAAGGAAGUUGGACGAGGCGAUGCUCAGUUGGUACCAAAACCUGAUUUGGCAUCCCAGGAAGGCGCUCUUCCACCGACAAAUGAAUGCAAAGAAGGUGGUGAUGCAAAACCAAUGAUGAUGCGGACAGGCGAACCCGAUAAUCAGCCUCAGAAUCGUAACUUUUCUGACGAUGACAAUGUUAAGCGUGGAGUGCAGCCUUCAGAAGAUGUUGUUAACAAGAGUCUGAUUCGUUUGAUUGGUGACUUUGAAAGUAAAGCAUCGAAUAUCACAGCAGCACAAACGGAAGUGGAUGAAAAACGUACGAAUCAAGUGCAAAAGAUCAGAUCGUUCGUGCGCACUCUUUCGGAAGCGGGACAAAAUGGAAUUCGUGAGGCUUUCAUGAGGUGCAAAGACUAUAUACCGACAACAGCCACGAGAACGUCGUUCGACGCAAACCAAGAUCGUGUUCGGUAUCCAGACGUGAUAUGCAUUGAUCAAACCCGCGUGGUUCUAAAAAACUGUCCAGAUGGCUCGGAUUUCAUUCAUGCGAGUCGUGUACCAAUUGGAGACUCACAACACGAAAUGAUAAUAACACAAGUACCACUUGCAAACACUGUAAAACAUUUCUGGCAAAUGGUUUGGCAAGAAAAAGCUGAAGCUAUUCUAUUGAUACUCACCACUGAAGAAUGGAAAACAGAUGUUGAACCACUGAAUUUGGUUCCAUCGAAACUUCCAAAACCGAAUGACAUGAACAAAUUCUGGAAAUUUUCUGUGGAGCUGGUUUAUGAAAGGCAUCAAACAAAGCCGAACGGCUCCACAAAUGCGUUGACCGUAUUUGUUCCCGAAUGGGAGAACUUCAUGCUGCCAUGCAAAGCUAGUUGA
Messenger RNA from Anisakis simplex (herring worm), 1500 nucleotides. The record is from the annotation of a GenBank genome assembly. NCBI's taxonomy places the organism in Eukaryota, Metazoa, Nematoda, Chromadorea, Rhabditida, Anisakidae.